Molecule: messenger RNA, 1026 nt
Organism: Centruroides sculpturatus (bark scorpion)
Lineage: Eukaryota; Metazoa; Arthropoda; Arachnida; Scorpiones; Buthidae
Product: cytochrome P450 18a1-like
Exons: 4
Molecular function (GO): iron ion binding; heme binding; monooxygenase activity
Source: RefSeq, a predicted model, not a curated record
CUGGAACGAAGACACGAGUUAUGAGCUGUCUAAUCGGAGCACUUGGAAAUUUUAGUCUCGUUGCUCUCUUUAUUACAACAAUGUUUUGUAAAAGUCGGCAGGCGAUCGUUACAUCCAAUAUUUAGACUCGUACAUACGGAAGAAGAAAAAAUGAAGAGGAUCGUUGGAUAGAAUUCUCUUAGAUAGGAAAAUUCGUUCACUGUAUAUGUUUAAAACAUGAAUUUAACUGAUAUAAUUAGUUUUCAGGGAAUAGAACUCCAUUUACAUAUACAGUAUACAUUUAUCAAACUACAUUUGAUUUCUUAAUGUAUGCAGAAUAUUUUGUUUUUAUCUCUCAUAAUCUAAUCUUACUAAACAAAAUAUCUAAUAAAUUAAACUUUGAGCACGAUGAUAUCAACACAAUAGAAUAAACCCACUAUUAAAUCGUUGUUAUAAUUCUGUUUAUUUAAGUAUGGAAGUACCAAAAGAAUGGACAUUAAAAAAUUCAUUAUAUUCACUACUUAUUGCAGUAAUUCUUAUCUAUCUCAUUCGUUGGCUAUUAAGAAAACAUAAAAAUUAUCCUCCCGGUCCUAUUGGAUUGCCAAUUGUUGGAUACUUACCGUUUUUAAGUAAAGAUGCUCAUGAAAAAUUAUGUAAACUACAGAAAAUAUACGGAGGAAUAUUCGGUUUCUAUUUAGGUAGUAAAUAUACGGUUGUUCUAAAUGAUUAUUCUUCCGUGAAAGAAGGUUUAAAUAAUCCAAAUCUUUUCUCUCGACCCCCAAAUUUACCACUCGACGUUUUAAAUGAAUUUGAUUCGACCAAAACUGGAUUCGGUGGUAAGUAUUGGAUAGAGCAACGUCGGUUCAUGUUACACGUAUUACGUGAUCUCGGAUUCGGCAAAAACAAAAUGGAGGGAUAUAUUACGGAAGAACUAUCACACUUUAUCAACGAGUUGAAAGCUUUAAACGGCAAACCUUGUAUAGCGAAAGAAUUGACGAUUCCGAGUGUAUCCAAUGUAAUUUGUUNUAUAUAUACCUUUUUCAUUAG